UUAAUUCAACAAAGAAGUAUUUCUUACGUCGCUUGCGUGUGACGUCAUUGCUCUUCACGUGUGGACCGUCGGCUAUCACAACAACAUUUAGCUUGUUUAUGAGCUGAUUUUACACUUUAACUCUUCAUCUUCACACACCGACACACACGCGGACAGACAUGGCGUCCAGCUGCCGGCGGCCUGAACACUCCGCUCCUCCAGAUGUGUUCUACAAUGAAGAUGAGGCAAAGAAAUACUCUCAGAACUCUCGAAUGAUUGAGAUCCAGACUCAGAUGUCAGAGAGAGCCGUGGAGCUUCUAAACCUGCCGGAGGGUCAGCCGUGUUUCCUGCUGGACGUUGGGUGUGGCUCUGGUCUCAGUGGAGACUACCUGUCGGAGGAGGGACACUACUGGGUGGGAGUCGACAUUAGCACGGCCAUGCUGGAUGUUGCCCUGGACAGAGAGGUCGAGGGAGACCUGUUGGUGGGGGACAUGGGGCAGGGGAUGCCGUUUCGUCCCGGCACCUUUGACGGCUGCAUCAGUAUCUCUGCUCUGCAGUGGCUUUGUAAUGCCGACAAGAGGACACACAGCCCUCCGAAGAGACUCUACACCUUCUUCAGCACUCUCUACUCCUCUCUGUCAAGAGGAGCACGUGCAGUUUUCCAGCUUUAUCCAGAGAACUCAGAACAGCUGGAGCUGAUCACGACGCAGGCCAUGAGGGCCGGCUUCGGUGGAGGCAUGGUGGUGGAUUACCCCAACAGCAGCAAAGCCAAAAAGUUCUUCCUGUGUCUGUUUGCUGGAGUAACAGGAGUCCUUCCCAAAGGAUUGGGAUCAGAAACUUCAGACAGAACGAAUACAAACCAGGUCCAGUUUUCAGGACAAAGAUGCCGGUUCAGAAACAUGAAGGGGAAAUCAGCGAAGAAGGGACGGGACUGGAUCUUUGAGAAGAAGGAGAGGAGGAGAAGACAAGGACGGGAGGUUCGAGCCGACACUAAAUACACCGGACGCCAGAGAAGACCUCAUUUCUAACGGACUCAUGCAGCUUCAUGCAGCUUCAUUAGCUCUCGUCUGUGUUUGGACUCGUUUUUCUCCCCCAACUCUCCAGUUCAAGUGGAUGAGAAGCAAGAGUAAAACGCUAUAGUGGCCAAUCAUUUUUACAUUUGGGAGAGUGUUUUGCAAUUUGUCACAAAUGGUAAGAGUGCUCUCCGUGUUAGCUGCUGAAGGACACGGACAGACUUCUCUGCUGCUCACAGAGAAUCAAAGCAGCCAUCGACAGCACCAACGGCCUAGAAUUAAAACAGUUUUUGAUAAAUUAUUAAAUGUCACAUCUUCAAUGUUCAAUCUCUGAACAGACAUUUAUUAAAAUGCUACAAAAAUGGAGAUUUGCAUUAUAUUUCAUGUUUAUUUUUUCCAGAAUACAGAAGAAAUUGAACUAACAAUGUUACAAAAUGAUCCUUU
Centropristis striata (black sea bass) is the source of this 1436-nucleotide messenger RNA. RefSeq names its product BUD23 rRNA methyltransferase and ribosome maturation factor (gene bud23). Gene Ontology annotation, cellular component: nucleolus. The coding region runs from base 159 to 1007 and encodes 282 amino acids. The transcript is spliced from 12 exons. Gene Ontology annotation, biological process: rRNA (guanine-N7)-methylation. Gene Ontology annotation, molecular function: rRNA (guanine) methyltransferase activity. Lineage: Eukaryota; Metazoa; Chordata; Actinopteri; Perciformes; Serranidae. The record is from RefSeq and is a predicted model, not a curated record.